AUGGACAACGUUGAGGCAGCGCUGAAGAGGCUGCGCGACAACCACGAACUCGCCGACUUCACGCUGGUAGCCGAGAAUGGGAAGGAAUGGCGUGUUCACAAGCUGGUGCUGUUCAUGCAUUCUAACGUUCUUUACCGAAUGAGUACCUCCCAAAACUACGCCGAAGGUCAAAUCGGCUGUGUCACCCUGAAAGAAGUUUGCGCGGACUCUAUCAAGGCCAUGGUCCGCUACCUGUACGAUCCCCAAGACUUCAGACCUUAUCACACGGGCUCACCCAAGGACUACGACUCAAUCAAGCAACAUAUGCACAUGCUCAUCGGGAUGUGGAAGCUGGGAGACAUGUACAACAUGGGUCGCAUGAAGGAGCUGGCUAGGACUGUGUACCUUGAGUUCCGCGGCUGCCGCAACUUUGUUGAGCACAUGGAACUCGCAAUCGAUGCUUUGUCUGAGCUUGACGGCCCAACCGAGUUCUGGGACACGAUACGAUACAGUCUCAAACACCUUUUCGAGAGCAGACACCCAUAUGAGCCGAAAGACGUCGCGAAGAUGUUCAAGGAGUAUCCUGACCUCGCCAUGGGCGUGCUGGAGGAUUUGGUGAACGUUCACUACCGCACGAACUGUCCUAAUCCGUGA
Messenger RNA from Zasmidium cellare ATCC 36951, 633 nucleotides. RefSeq lists its product as uncharacterized. The transcript is spliced from 3 exons. Bases 1 to 633 code for a protein of 210 amino acids. Lineage: Eukaryota; Fungi; Ascomycota; Dothideomycetes; Mycosphaerellales; Mycosphaerellaceae. Gene Ontology annotation, molecular function: protein binding. The record is from RefSeq and is a predicted model, not a curated record.